This is a messenger RNA of Rhododendron vialii, 2316 nucleotides long. RefSeq lists its product as uncharacterized. The transcript is spliced from 3 exons. The record is from RefSeq and is a predicted model, not a curated record. Bases 122 to 445 code for a protein of 107 amino acids. Lineage: Eukaryota; Viridiplantae; Streptophyta; Magnoliopsida; Ericales; Ericaceae.
UAUUCUCAUCUCAGAGAGUAGAUGGUUCCAGAAGAGAUGAUGUCGACUUCUCUCUCAUCCUCAUAUCUCAUCUUCUCUGGAUCCCGAAGCACCAUCUCUCUUUCUCCUCCCCCCACUAGAAAUGGCCUACGCCGCCGCCCGCCUCGUCGUAUCCUUCCAAACCUUCGACUCUGACAUGUCCACCGACAAGGACGCUGUCCUCUUGCCCUCCGUCAUGAAGGCUCCGAAUCUCCGAUCCGGCCCGACGUCGUCGCCCACGUUCACUUCCUGGCCUCCAAGAACAGCCGCCAUCCCUGCGCCGUGUCCACAAAAUCCGGCCACCAGACUUCCGCCGUUUGGGGCACCGGCCAAGACCUGGUGCAGGUGGCACAGGAAGGUACCCGCAAGCUUAAGAGGAGACGAUAUUGUACAAGGGAAUAAGAAGCUCCUACUUGCACUAUGGUGAUUCAGUCUCCGUUUUCGCUGGACUUUAGAAAGGCAUCCAACUGCUGCAGAUGGUAUUCAUGCCUUUUAUUAUGUUCCUACUGAUCAAGCUCAAAAAGUAAUAGUUGCAUUAUCAUACACGGGAGAAAAUGGUAGCAUCGUUUUAAAAGCAUGCAGCAGAUUCAUGCGCGACUAUACUGAUCAACUAGAAUUGGGGUUUUUUUUUGGCAGUGGACUUCAGAGAUCUCUUUGGUUGUUGGCCAAAUGCUUUUCUUUGCUUUAGUUACAACAUAACUGUUACUCCCUCCGUCCCGAUUUGUUUGUCCCCUUUUUGACUUUUUGAGAGCGUUUGACCUCUCAAAGAAUUGGCUAUAAUUUUCAAUUCGUAAUGUUUUUAAUAUGCAAUAUAGAUCUUGUUUGAUAGGUCUCAAUUAGUUUUAUUAUACAAAAUCUUCAAAAUCAUAAAAAACAUUAUAAAUAUAAGAUAUAAGUAUAUUUUUGAAAGACAUGUAUUUCGACAAUUGGACAAACAAAUUGGGACGGAGGGAGUAUCUUUUAGUGAUGGAAACUAUUUUUUUCCCUGGUGAACAGUAUGGGAGCUUUCAUUCUUAGUGUUGGCACCAAAGGUGUGCAUGUCUUCAAUUUCAAUCACUUUUAUAACCAUUGUGCAGUUUAUUUCUUGAAUUUGCUGACAUGUUUCUUUUUCUCACUGGAAACCAAAGAAAAAAGGUUUAGCCUACCAAUGUCGAGGAUAAUGAUCCAUCAGCCUAUGGGUGGACUUGAAGGUGGUGAUAUAAAGAUAUGGAGAUCCAGGUAUCUGUCCCGUUUCUUGAUGUUUUUCCUUUCUUCUCUGUUUAUUACACUUUUAGCUUUUGCGUAAUUGCAUUUCUGGUCACCGCUAACACAGGUGAGUCUGUAUACUUAUGUGUGUGGAGACGAUUGAGUGUUUUUUUAACAAUUGCAUUGCUAUGACCACAUAUAUUUGGAUGCGGAUUAAAAAAAGUGUUUGGAAUUGAUAGACUCACUUGAGCAUUUGCACUAGAUAUCUGAACCUCACACACAACAAACACAUCGAAAAAUUGAGUACACGUAUGUGUCGAGCCAUGUUCACAUAAAGUAUUUCUGUCCCCACAUUUUGUCUAACAUAUUUUCCCGUUUGCAAUUCUUUCUGCUGUAAAAUGUGGUAAAUUAAGUAAAAUGGAACAGUGGAAAAAGCUAAAAUUCAGUUGUUGUGUAAAUUUUAGACAUGAAAUAGACACAACUAAAAGUUGCUCCAACACGUAAAGAAACAAAAGGUUGAAUUUAAUGAGUUCGCUUUACUUUUAAGCAUCAGGAACUAUGUGCUGCAGAGAAGCAGUAGUUAAUUCCAAAUUACAUGAAUGAAAUCAACUUGAAAUGUGAGGUGGUGAAAUUUACUAAUUCGAUUGUGAUCCUUGUUAGAUUUAUAAACUAAUUCGAUUGUGAUCCGUGUUAGAUUUCAUCCUUGUCGCAGUGCUCGGGAAUCAUGACAUCAAGAGUUGUUGUCAUUGAUGGCAUCGAAAACUGGGAAAAAAAUUAUGAAUGGGUAUGAACACGUACUUAACUUGUUCUAUGUUUCGGUGAAACUGAUUAUGACAAAAAAAAUGCAUGCGAUGGGUAAUUUUUGGAGCAUAUGUGCUUAUUUUGUGCUUAUUUUGGGUUAAACUUUUCUUUAGAUGUAGUGUAAAAUACUCAACUAUUCUUUUGCCUAGGUCCACAGCAAAAACUAAGAAACUGCUUUUUCUUCCGUUGGUGUGUACUGAUAAUUACCAAUUUGUUGUAAUAUGCAAUCGAACUUGGUUCGAAGGAUUUUAUUCGUACGGAUGCAAUUAUGUGAUAAUAUAGGUAUAGCCAGGGUCUUAUUUAUUUGAUUCA